AGUGAACUUUGGAACGACGUGACCGUGUGUUACUCGCUUGUAGAUCAGUAUCUGGGGUCGUUAUGUGGUGACACGGGUUGCUUUGGUUAGUCACCCAUGUUGGGUUUAUGGCGAAUGAGCGGAGAGACCGCAGUACGUAGAUUGGGACAUCUGCGCGGAGUGUUAGGAGUUCGUCUCCCGUCCGCAGAUUCCUCAGGCUCACUGCAGUUUGUGCAGUUACGAUGGAAAACCACUGAUGGAUCAGCCACAAUUGGAGAUGUCUCUGUCAGCAUAUCCAAGCCCAAAAGUCCAGAACUGGUGCCUGUUAACUAUAUUGGUGGCUCUGUUUCACAGGCAGUAUUGAAGCAUUUACGAUGGAUUAUGCAAAAGGACUUGCUGGGCCAGGAUGUGUUUUUGAUUGGCCCACCAGGCCCCCUGAGAAGGAAUGUUGCCAUGAUGUACCUGGAGAUGACUCAGCGGGAGUUGGAGUAUGUGUCUUUGUCAAGAGACACUACAGAGGCAGAUCUUAAACAGAGGAGAGAGAUUCGCUCAGGGACGGCUUACUACAUCGACCAGUGUGCUGUGAGAGCAGCUACAGAGGGCAGAGUUUUGGUGUUAGAAGGUAUUGAGAAGGCGGAGAGGAAUGUACUACCUGUACUCAACAACCUGCUGGAGAAUAGAGAGAUGCAGCUGGAUGAUGGUAGAUUCCUCAUGGCCGCAGACAGAUAUGAUAAACUCUUACAGGAUCAUUCAAAAGAAGAACUGGAUUCCUGGAAACUUGUGCGAGUGGAUAACAACUUCAGAGUUAUCGCCCUUGGUUUGCCUGUUCCUCGUUACCAAGGCAACCCAUUAGAUCCACCCCUGAGAUCUAGAUUUCAAGCCAGAGAUGUUAACCCAUUGCCAUUUAAGCAACAACUUGAUAUACUUCUGGAAAGUGGAAAGGAUUUACCUCAAGAAAGAUUGUCUCAACUGUUGUCCUUCGCCACAACGAUGUUGACCAGCGAGUCCACAACCCUGGGGCUUCCAGACUUCCCAGUGGAUAACCUGACAGCUAUUACAAAGAUCAUGAAUGCAAUGCCCAAUGUGCCUGUCCAUUCCCUGAUAGAGAGGCUUUAUCCGUACGAAACCAUUCUAGGUAAAGAGGGGGUGACAGCCGUCGAGGACACUUUAACUAAAUUUGAACUGAUGGAUAAAUCCCGAGCAUCUCAUCAUGCAUCUGUCGUUAGCGUUUCUAAAGCACCUCGGGAUAUGGAAGCAGUCACUGCCGUGGAUGUUGGACACAAAACAUAUCAUUUUCCGGUACCCUCCGGCUCCAUGCCCCAGAACUUACAUUCUGAUGGUAAACAGUUUGUGAAGACAGCGUACCAUGAUAAAUUUCUGACAGAAAUGCUCCAGUCCCAUUCUGUGAAGGACUUCUGCCUGAUAGGACCAAAGGGGUGUGGGAAAAGUGCUGUUGUCAAGGAGUUUGCGGAAUUGCUAGGAUAUCACAUUGAACCAAUCAUGUUGUAUCAGGACAUGACAGCGCGGGAUCUGCUCCAGCAAAGAACCACUCUCCCAAAUGGCGACACAGCGUGGCGGUACUCUCCCCUUGUGACUGCUGCUCUGGACGGAAGUUUGGCCGUGCUAGACGGAGUGCACAGGAUCAAUCAUGGAUCAUUCGCUGUUCUCCACAGACUUGUCCACGAUCGUGAACUUACCCUGUUUGAUGGCACCCGACUUCUCCGACAUGAUCGCUAUGAGCAGAUCAAAGAAACCUAUGAUUUGACGGACACAGACAUGAUUAACAGAUCCAUAUUUUCCAUCCACCCAUCGUUCCGCAUCAUUGCGCUAGCAGAACCACCGGUUGUAGGGAGCAGUACACAGCAGUGGUUGACCCCUGAACUUCUCACCGCCUUCCUGUACCAUCCGAUGAGACCGCUGUCUAUGGCAGAAGAAGUAGACGUCUUACAAAAACUGGUGCCAACUUCACCAGAUUUGUCAUCGCUGUUGAGCUUUGUUCACAAGAUGAGACAGUCACACGAUCCCACAAUUUUGUCCCUGGCAUCAUCCUUGUCUACUCGUCAGUUGUUAAGGAUUGCCCGUCGUCUUGCGCAGUACCCCUCAGACGAUCUCUACUCGGCCAUUCAGAAGUCUUGUCUCUCCAGGUUUUUACCACGAUUGGCUCGCACUGCUCUGGAGCAGUCCCUGGAAGAAGCAGAUAUUCUUAAACCCCAACAACAGGUUACCAUGGAAGCAGUGGAGCGAUCUGUGACAUGUGAAGUCAAAGACAACAUUCUGAGAAUCGGGAACACUGAGGUGUCCGUUUAUAACCCAGAGAACAGGAUGAAGGUGCCGGACAUUCUCUUCUAUGAGAAUCCACAGCAUUUAUCUGUGAUGGAGGACAUGCUCAAAGACUAUCUGCUGGGGGAGCAUUUAUUGCUGGUGGGUAAUCAGGGCGUGGGCAAGAACAAAAUCAUCGACAGAUUCCUGUAUCUGCUGAAUCGCCCUCGAGAGUAUCUACAGCUUCACAGAGACACAACUGUUCAGACGCUUACCUUACAGCCGACUGUACAGGAUGGGAUCAUCAUAUACGAGGACUCACCGUUGGUAAGAGCGGUGAAGAUGGGUCACAUCCUGGUAGUGGAUGAGGCAGACAAGGCCUCCACGCAUGUCACCUGUAUACUGAAAACCCUGGUGGAGUCUGGAGAGAUGCACCUGGCUGAUGGACGGAGAAUUGUUACAGCCUCGUCUGGUUUGCCGAGCUCAGAGAAUGUCAUCGUUACCCACCCAGAUUUCAGAAUGAUGGUUCUGGCCAACAGACCAGGAUUUCCUUUUCUCGGAAACGACUUUUUUGGAGCUAUGGGAGACAUUUUCAGCUGCCAUGCUAUUGACAACCCGAACAUGGAGUCUGAGAUGUCCAUGCUGAGACAGUACGGCCCACAUGUUCCCGAGCAUGUCCUGGAGAAGCUAGUAGUGGCGUUUGGAGAGUUACGGGACUUGGCGGAUCAGGGUCUGAUAUCUUACCCAUACUCCACGAGAGAGGUCGUCAAUAUGGUCAAACAUCUUGAGAAAUUCCCAGAGGAAGGUCUAACCAAUGUUGUAAAGAACGUGUUUGAUUUUGAUUCCUACAACAAGGAGCUUCAGGAGAUGAUUGUACAGACAAUGGAGAAACAUGGGAUACCCCUGGGGGCGACGUCAGCUAAUGUGAACCUGGCCAAAGAAUUUCCUCUCCCGAAGUUUGAAUUUGCCGGCAUUUGGAAUGUUUCAACUUCUGAAGGCCGCAAGAAGACAUCCGUGAUGAGCUGCCCUGUUGAGAGCAGAACACUUGGCAUCAAGGGUCCAGUCCAACUGACAGUAGAACAGUUCUCACUGGACAGAACAGAAGCACGCUCCUCCCUGUUCACAGAGCAGCAAUCCUAUUGGACCAUCCCUAUGCACGACACUAACAUAAUCAGUGACCUUGCUGUGCGUAAAGGGGAGAGUGCAUCUCGGGCAGCACCAGGUCAGAAGGUGUCAGAUGUCAUUCACGUUGCGACGGCACACCCGAUUUGUGUCUACUCCAUGUCACCCGAUCAGAGGAGUAUGACGGGCAUCGAUUUGUAUGACGUCUUCCCCAGCACCCGGGGCGCGUAUCGCCCACACGUCAAGAUCGCUGCCAUGGGCGCCUCCCUCUAUGAUACAGUUGUACUCCAUGAAGAAGUGACAAAUGUUGUUCUGAGUAUCAAUGUGGAAAGUGGGAAUAUCAUGAGGAUUAUCUCCCCUUUCUUACCGGAACCUCCAAAGGACAGGUGGCGCUUCCAGUCAAACGAGCCCACAUACAGGAUGUGUGGUGAGUUUGCUCAUGAAGCUGAAGGUAUGCUGGUUUUCUACAAAGUGAAUGGGGACACAGUGGAAGUGAUGAACAUGCUGGAAGGUGUGACCAGCUGUGUCCAGCUGCCAAUCUUGAUACAAUCACUCCACCUGGUGGCCAAAGAUGAUUGGCUCAUUGUGGAGGCUAAUGAGGGAAAAAAGUAUAUGUUGAAGAGGCAGAAUGAUCAGUUCUUCCUGCAUGCUAUUCACGAUGAAGGAAACACCAUUCCAUCAAUCACCUACGGUGCAUCAACUCCUCUGAAUGAUGAUGUGUUAAGUCAAGCCCUGGAAAUGACCAUCUCAUCUCCAAACAGAGUCCUGGUCACUUCUGAGUCCUACACCAGUGUGGUCAUUGGAUUACCUGAUUUACAGCCUCCCCAUGAGAUUUACGUCUCUCCCCGAGAACCUCUGCCUGAUAAUGACAAGCACUCCAAGGCUGACCCGCUGUUUGGGCUGAUGGGGAGCAUAAAACCUGCCGCGCCAAAUUUGGGUGCGACAUUGGCCUACUUACCAAAAUCAGGCCAGGUCAUCCGAGCCUUGAACACACGCAAUGUCCCAGAGGCUGCUUAUCCUUAUGGUGUGAAACCAAGAGAUCUGAGUGGCUACUUGGAGGUGACUGAUGCAGCCAAUCACAAACUUCGUUACAUCCCUGUCCCUGGAGCAUCACGUCAGUCCCCUUACACUUCCUGGUUACUCAGCGUAACAGACGUCAACAUUUUCAUGGCACCAAUGAGUGACGACGGGCUGGUUACCGUGGAUGCAGGAGGGUGUGUUCGACUCUGGGAGACCAGUCUUGUCAACUUAGGCCGGUCACUUCAGCAGUGGAGAAAUAUGAUUGGACAAGGGGAUGAUAAGCAUUUACAGAUGACCAUAGAUAAAGACGGCAAAGGCCGAGACCCAACAUCUCCAAAACACGGCAAAGAGGACCCUGAUAAUGUGCCCCAUGUGGGAGGGAACACCUGGGCUGGGGGUACAGGUGGUGCUGACACAGCGGGACUGGGAGGCGUAGGCGGCCCUUACAGACUGGACGCUGGUCAUGAUGUCCAUCAGGUGUCCCAGGUGGACAAGGACGCUGUACCUGAAGAGGUACGUGAGGCUGCUAGGCAAAUGGCCCAGAAGGCAUUCAAGCAGAGAUUACGGGAAAUUCAGAUGAGCGAGUACGACGCCGAUACUUACGAAAAGUUCUCCAGGAGCGUGAGGAAGCAGGUCCAAUCAUUACGCGUGAUACUGGACAGUUUGCAGGCUAAAGGAAAAGAACGCCAGUGGCUGAAGAACCAAACUUACGGAGACUUGGACGAGGCUAAAUUAAUUGAAGGGAUCACUGGGGAACGGUCCAUUUAUCGUCGUCGGGGAGAGCAGGAUCCCGAGAUGGGUUCACCUCAGGAGAAACCAAAGCGUCUGCGUCUGGUGGUUGAUGUCUCAGGUAGCAUGUACAGGUUUAAUGGUCACGACGGCCGCAUGGAGCGACAACUAGAAGCCAUAUUGAUGGUGAUGGAGGCCUUCGAGGGAUACGAGGAGAAAUUCAAGUACGACGUGUACGGCCAUUCGGGUGAGGACUACAAGGUAGAAUUUGUUCAUCAGGACAAGGUGCCGAAAAAUAACAAAGAGAGAAUGGACAUCCUGAAGGUGAUGCACGCCCACUCGCAGUUCUGCCUCAGCGGAGACAACACAGUAGAGGCCACCAAACACGCUGUAACGGAUCUGGGAAAGGAAGAAGCAGACGAACAUUUUGUCAUUGUUCUAAGCGACGCUAACUUUGACAGAUAUGGGAUCAGUCCGCGACGAUUCGGCGACCUGCUUACCGCCGACGACAAAGUGAAUUCUUACGCCAUCUUCAUAGGGUCCCUUGGGGACCAAGCUUCCAGAUUAACCAAGCAGUUGCCGCUUGGCCGAGGUUUCGUUUGUAUGGACACAAAGAAUAUCCCUCAGAUCUUGCAGCAGAUCUUCACCUCAACCAUGCUCUCCACGAGAUGAUCGAUCGGACUUUUAGAAAGGGCCUCAGUAAAGUUUUGUAAAUUAUAUAUAUUAUGUUGAAAUAACACGAGAGAUCAGUCAUAAUCAGUGCAAAUAUUUUUAUGCAGAGCAAACGUGAUCAGACGAUUUAGGUGAAAACCCUUGUUUCAGGCUGUGACCUGAUUGCGAGACGAUAGAGUCGUAUUUUAACCAAAAAGGUAAAACUCGUAUUGGCACUCGGAUCGCCGUUGUAGAAGUCAGUGAAAAAGUUUAAAAUGUGUUAUUUUCGAGUCCACGGAUGUAAGUGUGGGUUCGUAUCCCACUUCUGACACAACACUUUUCUUUCUACAAUUCUUGAGUACCGUGUAUAACACCGAUCAAAUCAAAUAAAUAUGUUGUUAUCGCAAUGUACAUGUGAUAUGUAAUAAGUAUAAUAUAAUACCUGAGUUUUCACAGGUAUUGAGCGAUAAAUAUGAAAGAAAAACGAUAGAUCUGCAAUAAUUAGCGUUUGUGACGAAACGUUUAUUGUAUGUAUUUCGUACAUAAGGAAAAUGAAUAAAUUACCCCAGAUGAUUUUUUGCAUUUACUUAUUUUAGAUGCAUAUCAGGUUAUAGUAAAAGCAGUUGUAGGUGAUAUAUAAUUCAUAUUUACUUAUUUAUUUUGAUUGGUGUUUCAUACGGAUAAGUUUUACGAGAGUCGUACUGGCCGGCAGACUAAAAUAUACGUAAGAGAUUAUACAGA
This is a messenger RNA of Liolophura sinensis, 6501 nucleotides long. RefSeq names its product von Willebrand factor A domain-containing protein 8-like. NCBI's taxonomy places the organism in Eukaryota, Metazoa, Mollusca, Polyplacophora, Chitonida, Chitonidae. Gene Ontology annotation, molecular function: ATP binding; ATP hydrolysis activity. Gene Ontology annotation, cellular component: cytoplasm. The coding region runs from base 97 to 5781 and encodes 1894 amino acids. The transcript has 46 exons. The record is from RefSeq and is a predicted model, not a curated record.